GGGGGGGGUGGAGCCGCACUUCGUCGCCGCGGGGGUGCCGGGACUCCGGCCGCAGUGCCGCCGCCAUCACGGACUUCCUGUGGGACAAGCGCACGGGCCUCGCCGCCAGAACGAUGCCUCAUCCACGAAGGUACCAUUCCUCAGAGCGCGGCAGCCGGGGGAGUUACCACGAACACUAUCGCAGCCGAAAGCAUAAGCGGCGAAGAAGCCGCUCCUGGUCGAGUAGCAGUGACCGGACCCGGCGGCGCCGGCGGGAAGACAGCUACCAUGUCCGCUCCCGGAGCAGCUACGAUGACCGAUCGUCGGACCGGAGGGUGUACGACCGGCGGUACUGCGGCAGCUACAGGCGCAACGACUACAGCCGGGACCGGGCCGCCGCGUGCUACGAGCCCGACUGCCGCCACUCCUGCGAGCACCGCCGGGAGGACGGCAGCUACCGCAGCAGCCGCAGGAAGCACCGGCGGCGGAGGCGGCGCAGCCGGACGUUCAGCCGCUCGUCUUCGCAGCACAGCAGCCGGAGAGCCAAGAGUGUAGAGGACGACGCUGAGGGCCACCUCAUCUACCACGUCGGGGACUGGCUACAAGAGCGAUAUGAAAUUGUCAGCACUUUGGGCGAGGGGACCUUCGGCCGAGUUGUCCAGUGUGUCGACCAUCGCAGGGGUGGGGCCCGAGUCGCCUUGAAGAUCAUUAAGAAUGUGGAAAAGUACAAGGAAGCAGCUCGACUUGAAAUCAACGUCCUGGAGAAAAUCAACGAGAAGGACCCUGACAAUAAGAACCUCUGUGUCCAGAUGUUUGACUGGUUUGACUACCAUGGCCACAUGUGUAUCUCCUUUGAGCUUCUGGGCCUCAGCACCUUCGAUUUCCUCAAAGACAACAACUACCUGCCCUACCCCGUCCACCACGUGCGCCACAUGGCCUUCCAGCUGUGCCAGGCCGUCAAGUUCCUCCAUGAUAACAAGCUGACACACACGGACCUCAAGCCUGAAAAUAUUCUGUUUGUGAAUUCAGACUAUGAGCUCACCUACAACCUAGAGAAGAAGCGAGACGAGCGCAGCGUGAAGAGCACGGCCGUGCGGGUGGUGGACUUCGGCAGCGCCACAUUCGACCACGAGCACCACAGCACCAUCGUCUCCACUCGCCACUACCGAGCACCAGAGGUCAUCCUCGAGUUGGGCUGGUCACAGCCUUGUGAUGUGUGGAGCAUAGGCUGCAUCAUCUUCGAGUACUAUGUCGGCUUCACCCUGUUCCAGACCCAUGACAACAGGGAGCAUCUGGCCAUGAUGGAAAGGAUCUUGGGUCCUAUCCCUUCCCGGAUGAUCCGAAAGACAAGGAAGCAGAAAUAUUUCUAUCGGGGCCGCCUGGAUUGGGAUGAGAACACGUCAGCUGGGCGCUAUGUGCGGGAAAACUGCAAACCGCUGCGGCGGUAUCUGACCUCAGAGGCAGAGGACCACCACCAGCUCUUCGAUCUGAUUGAAAGCAUGCUAGAGUAUGAACCUGCUAAGCGGUUGACCUUGGGGGAAGCCCUUCAGCAUCCUUUCUUCGCCCGCCUUCGGGCUGAGCCACCCAACACCAAGUUGUGGGACUCCAGUCGGGAUAUCAGUCGGUGACGAUCAGGCCCUGGGCCCCCCUGCACGGCCUGCCGCGGUGGGUGUCCAGUCCAGGACACUGGUGCUUUUUUAUACAAGAGAACAGAGCCGGAGCCUGCUCCUUCCUCCUGGCUCCCUGUACACCUGUGAAUAUGUGAAAUAGUGUAAAUACGGAAGAACUUGUACCUCCUGCUUCGUCCCGAGCCUUGUACAGAAUGCUGUCCCUUCCCACACUCUCGCCGCCGUCACCUGCCCCCUUGGACGGGGCAGGACGAGCUGACCAGGUGGCAUCUGCCCGUGUUUUAUAAGGAAUUUUGUACAGUCUUUGUGAAAUAAAAUGACGUGCUUCAAUCCGA
This is a messenger RNA of Hyaena hyaena (striped hyena), 1942 nucleotides long. It is a transcript of the gene CLK2, whose product is annotated as CDC like kinase 2. The transcript has 13 exons. Gene Ontology annotation, cellular component: nucleus. Lineage: Eukaryota; Metazoa; Chordata; Mammalia; Carnivora; Hyaenidae. Gene Ontology annotation, biological process: protein phosphorylation; regulation of RNA splicing. Bases 114 to 1607 code for a protein of 497 amino acids. The record is from RefSeq and is a predicted model, not a curated record. Gene Ontology annotation, molecular function: ATP binding; protein tyrosine kinase activity.